AUGAUCAACAAACAUCACGAUAGUCCACCGUUUGAACCUUUCUUCGUGCAGACUCAGUUUCCGUUAUCCACUAGCAUCAUGCAGAUCAACUGUGCACAAAGAACAUUCCCCGUAACUGUGGUGCUGAUGAUGUUCCUGCUACCGACAUGCACGUCUUCCAGAACAGUCGGCACCAAAGCAGACGCUAUCGGAGUUAUAAAAAGUGCUUUCCGUGAUGAUAAUGAUGGUAUCUAUUUCCCUCAAAAAUACGACACAAUCCGCGGGGCUAAGUCAGCAGAAAAUGACGAAGAUAACGAGGUUAUAUCCGUGCGGUUGUUAAAUAGAUACCAUCAUGCAACGCCCUUUGCGUUCGUAACGGAAAACCAAGACCAUGUUUCUUAUGAGAAUGUGAAUGAGUCACCUGAAAAUGUUACCUGGAAGACGACCGAGCGUGUCGAAAGUUUAAACGUCUCGAGUGCUUCUACAACUGCGACUAGGGAAGUGACUACAAUCACCAAUACUCCUAUGGAUGCUGACAUAUACGAUGGAGAUAUAUCUUUAGAACAUGGAUGGGUUCAUUCUAAGCUAGAAAUUCCCGAAUCAUCUGAAGAACAUUAUACGCAGCACACAACGAUGACUCCAACGACAGUUCAAAGUACAAGUAAAAUGACAACUAAACCGUCAACAAAGCAAUCAACUCAUCCCACUACUGUAUCAGCAUUUGUGCUGUCGAGUCGAAAGCGACUCGCAAGGGAUCAUAAUCAGCCAAUCAGUUUGAAAGACGUUGACUCAAGUAUGCCCAACUAUUCAGAUAUUCAUGGCAAAGAAAUAGACAGAAAACUUUUGGUUUCCGAGAAUAAAAAGCCCAGGAAAUCGAAAGCUAAAUUAGAUUGCCCAUGUGCCAACCAGCGUACGACUACGACAACAACCUCAACAACAGAACAACCGCUCAACUACGACGAAUACGAAUAUGAUGAGCUGGAAGAUGACUACGAGAUCGACCCACCCAGGCUUUAUGAUUCAAAUUACGCCACUACCACCUCUUUACCGACCACAACAACCCUUCCCCAAAGGUUUCUUCCACGAUCGAAGCGGCUCCUGGUUGAUUCAUACCAAAACGACGAUUCCGAGUACGGCUCCUUCGAAGAUCAGCAGGACACGCUAAGCGUAGAGCGGGCCGAACGAAUGCAGGGCGCUCUUGAGCGGAUCAUGGGAUUCGUCACGAUCAUGUCCCACGUCGACAGUUUCAUCCAGAAAAAGACGAAGCAAUCGAUAAGGCGACUAGCUAAACUUUACCAAAGCGGCGAAGAGAGAUAGAGGACCACCGGA
Uranotaenia lowii is the source of this 1308-nucleotide messenger RNA. RefSeq lists its product as uncharacterized. The record is from RefSeq and is a predicted model, not a curated record. The coding region runs from base 1 to 1296 and encodes 431 amino acids. The transcript has 3 exons. NCBI's taxonomy places the organism in Eukaryota, Metazoa, Arthropoda, Insecta, Diptera, Culicidae.